Molecule: messenger RNA, 489 nt
Organism: Symbiodinium sp. CCMP2592
Lineage: Eukaryota; Dinophyceae; Suessiales; Symbiodiniaceae
Source: the annotation of a GenBank genome assembly
AUGAGCAUGGCCACCAUGUUCAUCAAGGGUGCCGAUGUCUUCAACCAGCCCAUCGGCCUUCGAACAGACCCUUGGGCAUGGGGCACCUCCACUGUUCUUUCCAAAUCUGAGCUGUUCGUUGGUGCAGUCUUUUCCCAUAAGCCGCCUUGCCCGGGCAGGGAGCUUCCUCGCCUAAAGCCAGCUCGGCUGCAAGCGGUGCCCUUCCAGGGGAAAUGCCCACGCUGGAUCGGGAUGGAUGUCAGGCUUGCCCAGCGGCACACUUCACGCCAGUCAACGGGGAAGUCUGCAAGCCAUGCGGCUUGCUCUACAUUGCCAUGGAGACCAUGUGUGUUUGGUGGCCUGUGCCUUUUUCUGCCGUGGUCAUCGUGGCAGGGGAUGUGGCAAUGCGACUCUGGGCAUCCUACAGUGGAAGAAGCCAAGGUUGCUGAGGUGAUGGUAAGCUUCUGUGUGGAACUCCGGGUGGAAGAAGCCAAGACAAUGGAGCACUAG